AUGGCCGAGUCGGCGGAGCGGAGAGACGUCUUCAAGCUGAGCCGUGAUGGGCUGUCUGUACAGGAAGUGGUGGACGCCGUCAGCAGCCCGUCCUGCGGCGCCAUUUCAGUUUUCAUAGGUACGACCCGCGAGGACCAGGUGGACGGCAGGAAGGUGGUCGGUCUGGAGUACGAGGCGUACGAGCUCAUGGCCCAAUCUGAGUUCACCAAGCUGUGUGCUGACAUCAGAGCGCGCUGGCCAACCGUGACGCACAUCUGCGUCCACCACCGGCUCGGGUGGGUGGAGGUGGGCCAGGCCAGCGUUGCCAUGGCGAUCUCGUCUCCUCAUCGCCAAGAUGGCCAGCAGGCGAUCCAGCACUGCAUCAACCAGCUGAAGGCCAACAUCCCCAUCUGGAAGAAGGAAGUCUAUGACUCGCAGGACUCGAGCUGGAAGGAGAACGCAGAGUGUUCGUGGUCCAGCGGCAGGAAACUCUACCCGGACAAGUUGUCCACAGAGAACAGUUGAGUGGAACUGAACACUGUUAAUAAAGUUAUUCUCUUUUGAA
Molecule: messenger RNA, 544 nt
Organism: Micropterus dolomieu (smallmouth bass)
Lineage: Eukaryota; Metazoa; Chordata; Actinopteri; Centrarchiformes; Centrarchidae
Product: molybdopterin synthase catalytic subunit
Exons: 4
Coding region: 1-504 (167 amino acids)
Biological process (GO): Mo-molybdopterin cofactor biosynthetic process
Cellular component (GO): cytosol
Molecular function (GO): molybdopterin synthase activity
Source: RefSeq, a predicted model, not a curated record